UUUGCUUGCUAAAUCAGUUUGGCAGUUAAAAGGCUCUAUGCAUGCACAGCGCUUGAUUCAUACCUUGGCGAAAGGUGUAGGGUGCUGCGAGCUGCAAGCUGCACUGCAUGGAUCGUUUUUCAAAUACGUUUGAGGCCCUGCUGGCUGCCCUGGCGGACGCCGUCAAGCAGCUGGGAGAAGGCAGCCAACAGCCAUGGGCCCGUACGCGCGUGGAGGAGGCCAAGCAGGAAUUCGUCAACUGCUGCGAUGUCAUGUGCUUCCACAUGAAGCAAGCGGUGGAGAUCAUUCGUCAGGAAAUGGUGCAGCAGCUGUCGUCCUCGGGUCAGACACACGCCACCGCCAUGGACGCUGAGCAAGUACGGCAGAUCUUGGAUGCCGCGGAGGUGUUCGCGGCGCAGCUGCGUGAUCCAGUGGCGGCUGCCGCAGCCGCCACUGCUGCUGCUGGUGCAACUGCAGUUGCUACUGCUGCCGCCGCCGCAGCGGUGGCGGCGGCGGGGAGAUCCGGGCCCGCUGGCUCAGGGCCGUACAUGAUGGCUCCGCCGGCGGCGCAACUGCCUCAUCCAGGAGCCACCGACCCAGCGGCUGCGGCGGCAUCAGCCGUACAGAGCGGCGCCGUCGGCGUCGUGGGAUAUCCGCAGCCGCCGCCGCCGCAGCAGCAGCAGUACCAACAGGGCAUGGGGGUUUACAACGCGUACAUGUAAGAUGACGUUUCGGAGCCAAACUGUAGCUUUUUACAUGCGGGUGUGUCUGUAUGUCUGUAUGUGCUGAAACGAAUGUGGAGUGUCUGUCUGUAUGUCUGAUCAAGAUGUGCGCAAGAUGCAUUAGAGGGAAGUGCGGGGGAGGGGGGUACCCGAAGGAGAGGGAAAAUGAGGGUGAGUUUGCGUUGCUUGUAUGAAUACUGUGCGAACGAACCUGUGGCUGCUGCGAGUUGCUCACUGCCGCACUGCCUGACGUCAAAUGUGUGGCAGUAGCAGCAGUGUGGAGCAGGAACAGCGGACCGUACUCCCCAACUGUGAGAGCCUACCUGGUCACUUAGACGGAUUUGGCGACUAAUUCACUUAUGAAGGUGUUGAUAAACACCGGGGGUUUCCGAGGGGUUUUAUAGUCGCUUGCACCCGUCUGAGGCGCUCGGGAUAAGAUGCCGUACAAUAGUAGAUAUUCCUGCAGAAGAGAGUCGCACCUUCCAAAGAAGAGUUACGAUACAGGUCUGGCCGUGAACGGGCAGAUGUGUACAAGAUUGUGUACGGAAUCGAGUAUGUGUACGGAUCAUUACAGCCAUAGCCGUAGUCAUGUACUGCUUAGUACGGCUAUAGUCGAAAAAUGACUAAGAUAGUUGUAUGUACUGUGUGUACGAUAUUCGCCCCGACGAUGGAAUGAUAAGAAGGAAUGGAGUCCCUACUCGGAAAUAUCUUAAAAGCCCUACUCGGAAAUAUCUUAAGUCCUGAGCCAGGCUCUUACAUUAACCGCCACCCCCACCCCCACCGGGGGAGCUGGCUGAUUCUAUUAAAGAAAACGCCUGGCCUUCUGUAGCUCGCAACGAAGUGAACCGGCCCAUCCAUGAAUGAGGUUCGUCCCACUGAUUGCGGAAAUCAACACGUAAUGAGAAAGAAUGCAGAGCCCCAAGCCUGAGCGGAACCUGAUUGACCUGUGAACAUGGUUCAACUGUGUUUUCUGUGGGACGUUGAAAAAGGCGUUCGUCGAGGUUGUGGCGAGGAUAUAAGCUCUGUCUUUUUUAUUGACUAUUUCAAAGCGUACCGUACGACGUACGACCGUACGAUGGGUGAUACUCACCGCUUGAUAUUGGGGUGGGAAUUAAACAUGUCAUCUACUGCUUCUGCGGAGGAAGCUCGAACUAAUGUAAGACGACUGGCAUCG
Messenger RNA from Volvox carteri f. nagariensis, 1875 nucleotides. RefSeq lists its product as uncharacterized. Lineage: Eukaryota; Viridiplantae; Chlorophyta; Chlorophyceae; Chlamydomonadales; Volvocaceae. Bases 108 to 701 code for a protein of 197 amino acids. The record is from RefSeq and is a predicted model, not a curated record. The transcript has 5 exons.